Molecule: messenger RNA, 11473 nt
Organism: Porites lobata
Lineage: Eukaryota; Metazoa; Cnidaria; Anthozoa; Scleractinia; Poritidae
Source: the annotation of a GenBank genome assembly
AUGGGAGGAGGAGGCGUGGCUAGUCAGGGACAGGUCAAAUGUAUCCAUUAAUCUAAGAGGAGAAAUGCCAGUAUGAACCAGCAGACUUUUUGACAACAACGACCACUUUACGCCUCCUCCAAACCCAGCAAGGGCGACUGAUAUAUCCAGGAGAGCAGACGAUUCUGAAAGGUAAAUACGGAUAAUCUUAUUAUCGUCCUGUUCUGGGACGAACCGGGUUAUUGCCCAGCGAGAGCCUCUUGUUUGAUGUGUCCCUCCCCUAGUGUUUUUCUAAAAACAAGCGUCAUUUGAAGAACCAACUCCCCCUAAUGAUCUCGGUGAUCGCAAUUUUAUAUCGAGAAUUGUUACAAGAGAAUCACCACAACGCGCACCGUUAAAAGAGGCUUUUACAAAACCGGUUGAAUUAAGAAGCCUCAUUUAUCGGGUAGAAUUUCUGCAAACUAGCGACGAAUGAUAAUUUUUUCCGGUUGGAGAUGCACUCUGUUUACUACUUGCACUUUAUAAUUUUUUGCCGGGACCCUGGCGGUUAAUAGUUUAUUGUCUUCUUAAGGACUGUUUGACACAAAAGCCUUUUGGGUCCAUCCAAGAUUAAUUCAUUAUCUCCCAAUGCACUGGUUUCUUAUGGAGUCCGAUAUUUUACCUGUUAAGUUCUAAAACACCUUCUUGUGUUCAAACAUCAUUAACUUGUAGCUCCAAAAUUUCCGAUUAUAUAACUUACUCAAAUGUAACUAGAAUUUUCGAGUUUCAGAGUUAAAGCUUUUUUAAAUAGUCACAGCGAUAGUAUGAAAACCCAAAAUUUGUUCCCAUAAUUCGCGACUUUACAUGACUUCGCGCUUCGCUAAUUCGCUAGUGUUGUUCGAACAAUGAUUUUUCCAAAAACACGUCGACUAAACCAAUUCUAUUUGCCCAUCUUAAAAAAAUAUUUGCAGUUCUAUUAAAAAAUUCUUAAGCAAUUCUCCUUCCAGGAAAAGAAACUUGCAGCAAAUAAACAAAAACUUGCGAAAAAUAAAAAAGCGAAUUCACAAAAUUCGCGGACGCAGGGUGAGAGCUAGUACCAAACAAAGUAUUAAGAGCACUAAAUGAUACUAGAACUUUCGCUCGGAAAGUGCUUCUUUUUUUCCAUUAUUCAGUAAUUUUUGAAACAUAAACAUAGAAAGUUGGAGACUAAUAUAAUCGGCAGUUAGAAGUUUUUACGUGUCAUUGACAUUUUAAACUGAGAGAUUGGAAAACACUUAACUUCAAGAGCAAUCAUUGCUUUAACUUGAAUGUCUCUGUUCUUGCCAGUUUCAGGCAAGAAAUGAAUUUAACCAAAAUUAUGGAGAGAAUUUGAAAAAAAAGUUAAAAUUUCAGUUGCACUCGUUCUUGUAAGGGAUAAAUUCUAGUAAGAUAAAAUUUGCGUGCCAAUGAAGACACCUGUUUUCACUCGAAUUUUCUAAACAGCCACCAUAUCUGAUAGCUAUUUUUCCCUUCCUUAAAAGCAUCACAUUUAUAGCUCUACAUGUGGUAUUUUAUUUCAGUGUGUUAUUACACUUCACAUCCCGUCGCCGGCUUCUCCAGUAACUCGCAACUGAAAAAAGCCGUAAAUAGUUCACUGAACUUAUUUUAAUUAAUUAUUUGUCUUGAGAGGUCGAAAGAAAAUCAGGCCAUGUUCUAGUACUAAGCGCACGUUCCAUGAACAAAGAACUUGCCCAAAUAAAGAAAGCGACUGCGUACGCUGUGGUUCUAGAAAGCAGCCAGUGUUGAAUUUGAAAGAUAGCGGGGCUCUUAGUAACUUCAAGUAUAGUGGCUUUCUACAUCAUUGACGAAAUACUUGCACAUUUAGGAAAAAAUCGCUAUUUAACGAAAAGCCUCUUACAACACCAACAAAAUACGGCCGGAACUUUUUUACUUGCGUUUACACGAUAUAAACAGUUGUACCCUAAAAAACAUUUUCAGUUCAUAAAAAUGAGAUGACAAUCAUCAUCACUACAGUUAAUAAAAUAUGUAAACUGGGUCAUGUAGUUAUUUCCAUUCGUUUGCCUUAAACAUCAAUACUGUAAACAACUUUUCAAAUGGACCUUUUUCUACUUUACUUUCCAAACUUUGUUUUCGCACAUUUGGGAUUUGUUUGUUCUUCGAAGCGAAUGUUUUGAAAGACAGUCAGUUCUUCAGAUCUACUUAUUAUUCUUUUAACACAGGUGGGACACAAGCUAAUAGGACCUCGGUUUGUCUUUAUCCAAAGACAAAAAUAAAAACUAUGCCCUAAAUUAACUUAACGAAAUCCAUAACUAUUAAGAGAGAAAAGCUGUCAAGUAAACUUUUUUAGCGGCACUUGAGCUAAAGGGCUGUAAUUCCUAGUGCUUUUAUGAACAAAGUACAGACUUGAUCCCUUAAUUGGCUUUCAUCUCAUCCAUGUACGCCCCAAUUUCAGAAUUAUUCAAGUAUAUUGUGGUAGCACUAAAUUAGAAGAUGCAGCUGAUUUUUGACAAAGAGCAACAUCGAAACAUUUUUCUGAAAAAAGCCAAGAGCCGGAAAAUCUCUGUCGAACGCAUGUCAAAUACAGAGAUAACAGGUCCGUCACUGGGGAUUGAAUGAUUCGAUAUAAAGUCUCCGUAGCAUAACAGGGAAGGUUUUCGGGUGUGUUGGGCGGCAUUCCGUAACUGUGACCGGUAUUCUGAACACUCAACCCGCGAUGAAACAGGUAAAAAAUAGCAAAACUCAUACUGGUGAGUUCUCAGAGUACCAGGCUAGUAAACAUACGGCAGUGUUAAAUCUAUGUGUACUUAAAAAAAUCAAUCCAUUUAUCCGCCCUCUGCGGCCAUAUGUUGCAAGGGUGGGAAAAAGGCCUUUUACGGGGGCAUGGUCCCAAAUUCUUGAACAAUAGGAACUUUUCGGAAGGACAGGUGUCUAGAAUGAACAAAGGAGUUGAUAGCAAAGAGAACUUCAAAAAAAUUCUUAGCUUGAUACAAUAAGAUAUUGGUGCUUUAAUCUUGUAAAAGGAAUUGCCCUGAAUUUUAUUUGAAUGAUUUUUACUUUUUCCUGUCAGUAAGAGUUUGUAACUUUUGUUAGUUUAUGGAUACAUUCGAUGAUUUUUGGUUCUUGUUCAAUCCGGCGGCAUUCCUUAUCACGGCUGCUACAGCUAUAAGCUACCAAAUAAAUCUGUUCCAGCGACUCAUCAGAAUCUAUAGUGUGCCUGAGGCGUGAAGUAAGGAAAAUUGUUUCGCCAACAUUUUGUCUGAGGUAGAGAUUGUCAUAACCGGCGAGCAAGCAGUCAGUAGAAUCAGUGUUGAUUAAUGUCUGCAGUUUGGUCGCCAGGUCAAAGGGUCCUCUCUUGAGUUCGGGACGUUUAACUUCACAAACUUUUCCAGCUCGAGAAGAUGAAAAUAUACAAGUGAAGAAAUAUAACAAAAAAAAUUUUCAAGGCCCAGCGGGUUAAUUAAUCGCUAAAACAGUUAUUACGAUUAGGAUAUAUUUGCUAGUUUUCUACACAAGUUUCCCGACAUUACAAAUAUAUACAUGGCAGCUUGCAUUAUUCAAUCAGCUUUCUAUUUUUUUGUUGUUGUUCUUGCUUUUUUUUCACAAACUCCGUAGCGAAGCUAACAAAGAAAACAGUAAUUAAUUUAUGAAAAGGAGUCUGUGUCAGUAGUUUUAAACAUAGCCGUUUUCCACGGACACACGACCAUAUUAUUCCAGAACUCCUUCCCUUAGAACGCUCCCCACCUUCUAUAAUUCUCGUGUCAAAUCACUGCUCGUUUAGUUCUUAACCCCUCCAGCUCGACACACUAUCUUACCACAAUUCAGUGACAAAGAUAAAUGUGACACUUGGCAACUGUUUGGCACAAGUGACCGGGGCUUCUCUUGUUCAAAUCAACAACAAAAGAGGGAAACGCACAGAAAAGAAUUUAAAGCUUCUCUUUGGAGGCCGACCGAUUAAAAAAAAGUUAGGUUAAUAUACGAAAUCGAGUUGAACAAGUACUUUUAACAAAAUUUCUGUUGGAGCACUCAAAUAUUGUGGGCAGAAGUCCGCGUGAUAUGAUACCCACGUUUUUAAUUUACACUCCGGUUAUAUCUAAAUUUGUACUGUAGUAAUAAUUAAGGAAAACAAGUCCGGAUAAAAAGUAUACGAUCACAGCGGGGGUUGUGAUUUUUAGGCAGUUAGUCCAGAUGAACUCUUUGAUGUAGUUAAUAGAAAAGCAAAUAAACAUAAGCGAGGUGUACUUGAUUUAAUUAGCUCCAUUGUUCAACGAGUUUCACGUUUGGCCAACUGAAAUUUAGCCGAUCCGUGUUUGAAAAGUCCACGUGCAAAAUAAAGCGAUGUUUAAUUCAUGUGCACACCUCAAGUGUAGAUUAGAAAGAUUGAAUUCAAUUUUAGGGCUUUAGUUAAAAUAACUCCCUUUCUUUUGAAAUCAUAAGUGUGAAAGCAGACGCUAAACAAUGGAAUCACUCUAUCCUUUCUAUUAACGCUUGACAUAAAAAUCGGUUCUCAUUACCCAGGCUUUUUCAAGCGUUAUUAUUAUUUGAUACAAGAAAUCAAAACUCGUUUUCGUUACAUUUAUGGGACGAAAAAGUCAGGGUGUAUUUCCUAAUUCCAUUAACGAAAAUGCUUUUGGCGGCGUGCGAAAUGCAAACAUGGUAGUAUAAACAGCUCUAUUAACACGUACAAAAUGUUAUGUAAAUAACAUAGUUUACCUUUCUAUAAAGUUAAAGAUAUCUUGUUAAAACCGUCUUUAAGCUGCGCAUGUCGUUUCUUGUACCUAAUGAGCGAUUCAAGUUUGCCGUCUUAUGAUUCUCUGCGGAUCGCUAAACACACAAACCAGCGAAUUUAAUUUGCAACAGAUCUUUAUCGGCCUUGACAGACAAGCUAAGCUUUUAGAACAAUAAAAACUCCACCGAAUGUUUUCUUGCAGCCGAUGGAAACCAACUGCACGCUUAGACAGAACACGCGCGCGGCGCGAGAUUUGCAAACGCAAUGGUAAAUACACAGUUAAAAGCCCUUGGAUCGAUUUGAGUGCAGUAGUUUAAUCUCUUUGACUGUCAAACGAUCGUGAAGAGGGGGCGUACCAUUGCAAUUUGCACUCAAAUUUGAACAAGCCGGUAAUAUGACCACAGCUAGAAGAGUUUUUAACAUUCCCUAUAAUUAACACUUGAAGUCGGGGCCUAAGGCAAGUUGACCCUUCAAAUCGAUUCCUUUAUUAGUGAAUCUCCGCUCGUUCUCCAGAACAAUGAGCCUUUCGAUUUAAUACAAGCCUGCAGCUGGAAUCCUUAUCGCACGUUUAAUAGUAGGUGUGAUUUAUUGUGAGCGGACAAGAUGAUGUGCGUUGUACACAGACGCUGCGUCAAUCAAAAGCGGCACAUCAAAAGGCCUCUAAUUAAAUCUCUCAGUUUUUAAGGCCAUCGAUAAUUUCACAAACCACGCCUGAUGACUCAAUAUUUUCCUUGCGUGUACGGCCACUGCUAGAGCUAAGCCAAAAGGCAAACACAACUCGAAAGGGCAAGCAUUGAAACUGCGAAGGGCCCGAACAGGGAGGUGAAGUGCUAAACCGCCCGUAAUCUCAUUCCAUUUUUUCCUAAAUCACUGUACACUCCAAGCAGCGGCGGGCUCCUUUGAUCACAGGAUUUGAGGUACGGUUACAAUGCGCUUUACGUGUUUUGUUUAGAAACCUUUCCAGCGAACCUUGAAAAACCUAGCUUACAAAUAUUUGCUUGCAACAACUGAUGCGUCGUGGAAUCCUAAAGUCAGGUCAACGAGGCAUUCUCCUAAAGGCUACAUCUUCUGUUCAACAGCCUGACAAAUGGAUCCAAAUUAUGACAAACAUAAUUAUAUACAAACCAUGAACAGUGAAACAAACCUCAGCGUUCAGCUGAGCGUUGUCAAUUUUUUUCUUCCGUAAACCUCGCUACUAUCGAUUGCUAAGUUAGGUUAGACCCUAUUUCUGCUCAUUCACAUCUCUAACGCUGGACUGUUAAAAACUAGAGUGUUUUUCAGGCCAUAAACCAAUAACAUCUCUUCAGUAGAACUUCACGUCUUCAGUAUUUAAGGAAAUGAAAUUUUAAUAUUUUUGUUUAAUUUUGAUUUCUACUGGAAGUAAAAGGAUUGAUUUCCCGUGAAACUUGUUAAGGCAGAGAAUAGCUAUUACAACAACACACAAAGCACUGUGUCUUUGGUGAAACAUUACUCAGCGGGAAGGCCGAUUUAAAGCAACCACAUAGUGCGAUCAGACAUUUUCUAUUAUUCGAACGCAUUAGAAAGUUGUAACUUUGGAGAAACCCCGCGGCUGAAAAUUAGGAGAACAAGUCAAAUAUUUAGCUGGUUAUCAGCGCAGACAAGGAAAUGAGAUUGGGCAAGCGUUUUUACUGAGAUUUUGGAAGAACCUAAACACUCUUUGAAAUAGCAAUUAUCAUCCUUGCUAGUUACAAACUAAUUAUCCCCGUCGCCUGAAAAUCGCGUCUCAAAACAAAUGCUGAUUAAGCGCGUCUUCUAGAGUUAAUCGGAAUGCGAUUAGAAAGUGAGAAAUUAAAAACGACCAAAACUUCCACUAAGGUAUGCAGACUUGUUACAGUGGACAGGAAAUGGUGAAGGCGAAGCCAAAGAAAGAAAUAAAAAAUUUAAAGCCAGAUGUUAACCGACGGCGCCAUCACAUAGGCCCGACAUAUUGUAAAUGUGAAUAUACGGAUCAGUAGUCGUAAAGAGCUGUGUCUUUAUGCCAUCAUAUUUGCCGAACAACCCUAGACCGCCCCCUCGGUGAUUUUUUGAACGCCCCCGAAUGUUCAGGUGCCACCCACAAGUUGUGUUUACGUCUUGAAAGCUUUUCCUCAGAUCAACACUGUUUGAAAUAGCAAUAUUUCUGCCAUCUGUGGAACACUUUGCCCUCACAAAAAAUGGAAAUAGCGCGCCGGGCAAACUCGCGGAAACUUGUGAAGAAAUCUGCCAUUGAAACAAUUAUGGUUUCCGAUUCUAAUCAAAAGGUGUGAAGUAGCAAAACUCCAUAAAACGCGCAGUGUUGUUUUCGGGAUUUUUUUCUUGAACCUCAACUUAGCUGAAAGCCUUUCAACAAGGUGCAAUUGUGGAAGCAUUUUAAUCGACCUUAAAACUCGCUCAAACACCCGCCUGUAGGCGAUAGACGCUUUUGUGUUUGUUGGUAUAGAUUGGUUCGGAAUAAUAGUUCCAUUUGGAGAGACUUAUUAUAUAUCAACAAAUCCCUAUCAUUCAAUCACAUUGUGUCAUGAAAGACACUACUGACAUUCUGAUUGGCUGUGUUUACGAGUGGCGGCAUCUCAAAAGGUUCUCUACUCAGGGUUUUGGUUGAAUUGAAUCAACAGUCUACAACAUAGUCAAGGGGCGUGCAAAGUUUAUCUUAAUUUGUUGAACCAAAUAGCAGCCGAACUAGCCUUGAAUAAGCUCUAGCUUAAGCCCAUGAGCAAGAGGCUUUCUCGCCAGGUUUGUCCCGUUGUAUUUGUACAGGAAUUUAGCGUGAUUUGAUUAUCAACUUAAGCUGAUUAAUGAACGCGCGCGCUAACACGAUCCUUUUACGCUGUACACGUUUGAUUUUGUACUUUUUUCAGGAGCUGGGAAACGCAACAAAAACCAGACUGACACCUCUUGCGAUGCUUGCAGCAACUUGCAGCAGAAUCGGCCAACAAACUCCACCGCCUGUUCCCGACGUCACAAUGGCCAAAAGUUUCUACCACUGGAAACAGCCGACUACACUGCCUCUGCAACGGGGAAGACCAGCUGACAGCGGACUGUAUUCAAAUAUGCCGUCAGCUUUUUUGCCCACAAGCGAGUCCUUAAGUGGACAAAACAGUGAGAGCUUUCUUCCAACUCAGAGUUAUUCGACCGGACAUAACUCCCUCUCCGAUCCAUUAGCUUUAGCCUCAGCGAGCCGAGUACACUCUGCUUCGGUCGAAGCGUCUAUGUAUCCACGAAUGCCACAUCCGUACGACAGCUCGCCGUGGUUUAAGCCGUCUUUAGAGCCUCACGCACAGGCCACGGCACGGCAGACGUUUUGGGAAGUCCACGGUAAUCCUUCGUGGUUAGAAGCGAGCGUUUCUGGUAGUACUUUUCAUCCAUCUUUGAGUCAUUUCACUGGACUGCCGCAUGAGUACACCACAGGAAGUUUAUCGAUUCCCGCUGCGGUUUCCGUGGCGAGUCACCCUCACUUUCUUCCCCCUCCGUGCCUUGGCUCAGAUCCCAUGAAGGCUACGCUACCGACGUACAUAGAUGGACCUUCCUAUUUCCCUGGAGCGCCAGGCUUGUUGUCUUCAACGCAAAGCGUGGCAGCGCGAGCAACCCGACGAUAUACGGGUCGAGCAACUUGUGACUGUCCAAACUGCCAAGACAACGAGAGACUAAGCGCGUCCGGGGCCCCUUUUAGGAAAAAAACCCAACACAUUUGUCACAUUCCUGGCUGUGGCAAAGUGUACGGUAAAACUUCGCACUUGAAAGCACAUCUACGAUGGCACACCGGUGAACGUCCAUUUGUAUGUAACUGGUUGUUUUGCGGCAAGCGCUUUACACGCUCUGACGAACUGCAGCGACAUCUACGGACGCACACGGGAGAGAAACGAUUCGCUUGCCCCAUCUGCAACAAGCGGUUCAUGCGAAGUGAUCACCUGGCCAAGCACGUUAAAACGCACAACAAUGACACGGUAAAGAAGGGAGACUCAGAGAAGGAAGACAAAGACGAAGGAAAGAUUAUGAGCGCCAGUGAAAGUGAACGAUCUAGAGACUUGUCUGAAAAUGGCGAGAGUAUCAAGGGUUUGUAGAUUGCCAUUGCAGUGGCAACGGAAGCGACACACUUAAAAGUAAAAUGCUCUCUUAAACUAUGAUUAUCUUCCUACGGCAGGACGUUUUGAGCUUGCAUUAAAAACUUUGUGUGGAGACCAAUGAAUAAGGUACUCAAUCACGGUUACGCUGUAUAUAAUGUUUGACGUCGGUGAGACACAGAGAGGUAUAAGAUUUCCAAGUUCGAAAUAUUUUCAGUGAGAGAUACGCAUAUGGUGCCUGUUCGGUUAAAAGACCAUGAGGACUUCAAGCCCGCACAUUGUAGAGCAUUUCCGAUAACAAGAAAAUCUUAUGAACUUUAAACUAGUGUACAAAAUAAUGAGAGAAAAUGACUCAUUUCGCAGAGGAUUCAAUGAUAUGCUAUAGAGAAUAUGACUAUAUUUCAAGAUUUGUCCAAGUGUAUUUAAGUUUGUAAGUUUGAAGUUAUUUAAUUGAACAAAGAUACAGUUUUAACAAGAGUUCGGAAUAUUGCUAUUGAACUGUACAUAACACUCGAGAAAUUCAUGAGGCAGAGCUAAAUCUUUCCAAACUAAAUUAAAGAGUACUGAUGAACUGAUGCGAGGUUGUCCGUUUGUGAGUUUACUAAGAUAAAAUAUUUUUAAAUUGUUAUCUGAAAAAUUUGCCUUUAUGAAGUGCGAAUUAAGCAACUAUAUCAAUAUAAAGAUAAUACUAAAGUUUUCGGCAAACACCAGGUUCCUGGGGAGCACUACAAUGGUUUUCUCUACGGGAUACUGAGAUGGGUUACCUAUCUAGCACGAAAACUGAUUGGGAUUGUAAUGGCUUCCUGCGGUAAAUAGUUACUUCUACUGUCUACAGAUAAACCAUUUCAGUGACACUGCAUUGUUGUCAAAAUCCCUUCAAUUGCACAAAGGUUUACAAACACUCGAUUAAAUAGCUUGUAUUUUCGAAGUGUUAUCCUUAUUGGAAUACUAGCCUAUUCCGGUGACAACUAAGUAUAUCUAAACUAGAAGUAACGGCUUUACUACCAGAUGAAGAAGAAGUGCACGGUGAUGUUUAGUGAUGUCUAAAAGAAACUGUGCUGAAAUGAAAUUUUGCACUGAAGCGUCAGCUACAGCCGAACUUUAUAAAUAUUAUUAUAAUGUACUUGAAAUCAUUUUCUAAAGAUAUAGAUGACGAGCUUUCUUCUGCUAACAAAGGAUACUGUCAUUUCUCUGACCGUAAUCGCAAUCACUGCAUCGGUUUUGAAUAGAGUACUACAACGGACAAGAGCUAUAUUUCUAGUAUGAAUUUUAAGAAUAAUGAUCAUUCAGUUUUCCAGGUCGAUUAAGCAAGCAAUCUCAAACAAAACUGACGCAUUCUCUAAAAAUCUUAUGUACUUGAAAACCUUUGCUGUCAUUUUGAGAUGUCUGGAACCAAGAGAGGAUAAAGCUUUUCCUCUCUUGCUGGAACAAAAUCUAACAAUCUCGAAAACAAGUACUCGUUAAGACUUUAAUUUAGUAACGUUCUUUUUCCUUAUUAUUUCAAAAUCGUGCAGUUAUGAAAAUUGUGUUAAGCCUGACAUCAAGCAAUCUUUAGGCAGAAAAGUGUGAAAGCAGGAAAAUUGAUUCAAGGGGAAGUGUUUUAUUUGUAAACCUUAUCAACUUAAAUCAAGUGCUUUUUCACACCCAUCUUCAAGUGUUUCAAAUUGGCUCCUUUAAAGCUUAAGCAAGAGCUAGGUGAUGGCCUUUUAUUCUUUUAAGUUGAACAAAAAGCAUUCUUCAACCUUUAAUCUUCAUUAGAGCGUGGACGGUUCUAUUCCGAGCCGCCGUCGGGGUGUCGAUUCAGAUAAUUGAAGUCAAGCUUUUUGUCCCUGAGCCGGUAAUAGAGGCUACAGCGCGUUCAGUUCUAUAAGCAUGCAACUUGCCCUUGCGUUUCUACUAUCAGCUUUAAUUUGGCGCCAGCCACGGCCGCCCAUCGUGAGUUUCCACCGAGAUAGAAAGGCUUUUUUACGCCUGUAAAAUAGAGUUUAAUUCUCUUCUAAACAUGGCAUAAACAACUCCGCGUGGUGUAAAACGAUCAUGUUUCCUAAUUCGCCCAAGGCUAUGGAAAAGUUUCUGAUUGAUGCUUGCUGUAUUUAUUAAUGAAAAAAAGUCGCUUUGAGAGUGAAGGAUAAAUACAUAUCUAUAUAAAAUGAAAUUUUUCCCAACCGGAAAACCCUUCGCACACAAAGCAAACCACAAGAAUAAGUGCAGCACCCUUCUCGGAAAAAAACUUGAGGGCUUUUUGCCUUUUUACUCAAGAUAAUCACUGUUUUUGUUUGUUCUUGCCUUUGAUGAUAUGGCAAUUUUAAUUCAGCAAGUCCCUAGAGAGGUCUUUCUUUAUGUUCUUUGAACCUCCUUAGACACGGUCGAUAAACAAACCUAAAUUAGAGUUUAUACGCCGUGCCGACAAAGGGCCCUAGUGACCGCCUCCUUUAAAUUGCUGAUCAUCUUUGCACGAUUGUCUAGCGAGAUAUUACGUGUGUGUUGCUUUUUCUCCAUUAUGAACACAAGAAAAUAACUCUUGGCCGAUCUAAUUGUUUUUACAACAGCUUGUCGCACUUGUAAUAACGACGAACAUUUCGCGCCGUCUGAAGAAGGAGAAGCUAAAGACAUCAGACCAAUUAGGUGUUUUGCACCAUCUAAAGCUGCAGCAGUCCGUAUUUCAGAGGUAGAAGAUUUAAGUGCGAAGCAGCGGGAUAUAAUUGGGUUUGCAUUUAACGGCUUAUGA